AUGUUGAUUAUUGAAGAUGUCAUAGGCGAUUUUGACAUUGACACAAGAGGUUUUCACGGUCGGACACCGCUCCUGGAGAGAGCUAGAGGAGGCCACAUUCCUGUAGUUGACUUCCUUGUGGCCCGAGACGCUGCCGUCAAAAUAUUGGACGAUAUUGGGAAUAGCCUGCUACACGUUGCUUGUGUAGGUGGGCACCUUGGUAUGGUGAAACAUGUGUGUCCAUGGUUUAAUAUUGAUGACAGAGACACACUAGGGUGGGCUCCUGCAAUGGUAGCAUCUAUAUUUGGAAAGUCUGCAGUGUUUGACUACCUGAGACUACAAGGUGCAGAUCUGACACUGGUUGAUGAGACUGGAGGUGAUUUGUUCACUCUUGUCCUUCAGGGACGAUGUAGACAAAUCAUAGAACGAUUAUCACCUGAUGGACAAUAUGUGAAGAAGCAGAAUCCCUGGACUACACUGAUGAGAUCGGUAGUGACUGGAUCUUUUGAAAAGUUGAAAGUUUGCCAUGACAACAGUCCUGAGCUUGUUCAGACAGACCAGUUUGGAGACAGUCUGCUUCAUCUGGCUUGUCGUGGAGGCAACAAACAAUGUAUGGGGUAUUUGCUCCCGUCCUAUGACAUCAAUGUCCGAGGUCGGUAUAACUUGACACCGGUGAUGAUGGCGGCUGAGUGUGGACAUGAGGAUGUCUUCCAGGUACUGGUGGACCACAAGGCAGAUCUUGCCUUGCUCUCAGACACAAGAGAAUGCAUCCUUACUCUCGCUCAGAGAGGGCAAAGCAAUGACAUUGUGGAAUGCUUGAGGAAUGUGUCAGGAAAUUGUUGA
Molecule: messenger RNA, 822 nt
Organism: Haliotis rubra (blacklip abalone)
Lineage: Eukaryota; Metazoa; Mollusca; Gastropoda; Lepetellida; Haliotidae
Product: ankyrin repeat domain-containing protein 17-like
Exons: 1
Coding region: 1-822 (273 amino acids)
Molecular function (GO): protein binding
Source: RefSeq, a predicted model, not a curated record